AUGCCGAGGAAAGGCCCUUUUGUUCGAAUUGGACCUGAUAUGGUUUCGACCAAUUCGUCAAGUGCAAUCCCUGCGAUUUAUUCCGCAAACGCACCGGCUUUGAAGUCGGGAUUUUAUGAAGCUUUUGCACCUGGAAUGCCCAGUAGCUUUACAACCAAUGACAAAAUCUACAGACAGAAAAAGCAAAUUUUGUCGGCAGCGUUUGCGCCUCGCAAGUUGGAAGCCAUGGAACCCUUGAUUCGUCUCCAUAUCGAUGCGUUCUGUGAGAGAAUAGCAGAAGCUAGAAAUGUUGAUAUUGCUGUGAUGCUGGGUGCGCUUUCCAUCGACGUCCUGUCCGAUCUAUGCUUCGGUAAAAGCUUCGAAACUUUGAAUAACGAGUCAGAAAGAGAUCGUAUUCUGGAGGCUAUGGAAAAGUCCGUUGAAUUGGUCAUCCGAGAAGGAACUAUGCACAAAUGGCCGCGGGCUAUUUGGAAGGUUCUCCAUUCAAAGGAGAAGGUGAUUAAACGGGGCUAUGUCUAUCAGAAAGCAAUCGGAGCAAUGAUGCAGCAGAUAGAUAGCAAAUCCGAAAGAGACGACUUUUUCACCAAUAUACUUCAGGCUCGUCGACCAGAUACUGGAGAGCCGUACGACAAGCGGGAAUUGAUGGGUGAAGCGAUUCUUCUCCUGUUCGUCCAAACUGCCCAUAUCCCCAACUCUUUUGCGCCCAGACUAACGAAGACCGUGUGUAGUGUCGCGGGGUCCGAUACCACAUCUACAGCAUUGACUGUGAUCAUCUGGCAUCUUCUAGCGAACCCUAAGACAAUGCAGAAGUUGACAGCUGAAAUUUGUGAGACUUUUGAGUCCCCAGAGGAAAUAAAGUACCAGGCACUUCAGGGACUCCCUUAUUUGCAUGCGGUCAUCGAAGAAGGGUUAAGAAUUUGUCCACCAAAUCCGGGCUUGGUUCCACGAGUGGUUGUCGAUCGAACCCCAGGCCAUUUAGCCAUUGACGGCCGUAUUUUCCCUCCUGGUACUGAAAUUGGAGUGUGCAACCUCUCACUUCAUCACAAUCCUCUGUAUUUUGAUGAACCAGAUGCCUUCCUCCCGGAACGUUGGAUGCCAAAUUCCGAUAUUAAAUGUAACAAGGGUGCAUUCGCUCCAUUCUCCUACGGCCCUAGGUCAUGUUUGGGCCGAAACAUGGCCUAUAUGGAAAUGAGCCUAACAUUGGCUCUCCUUGUAUACCGAUUGAAGUUAUCAUUUGCCGAUCACGAUAAGCAGAUGCGGGUCGGAUUUGACGUCAAUGAUGCCUUUGUUGCUAUCAAACCAUCAGUUCCAGUGAAUGUGGCAAGAGUCUGA
Penicillium crustosum is the source of this 1332-nucleotide messenger RNA. Its product is annotated as cytochrome P450. The transcript is spliced from 5 exons. Bases 1 to 1332 code for a protein of 443 amino acids. NCBI's taxonomy places the organism in Eukaryota, Fungi, Ascomycota, Eurotiomycetes, Eurotiales, Aspergillaceae. Gene Ontology annotation, molecular function: heme binding; oxidoreductase activity, acting on paired donors, with incorporation or reduction of molecular oxygen; monooxygenase activity. The record is from RefSeq and is a predicted model, not a curated record.